Messenger RNA from Bipolaris sorokiniana ND90Pr, 1768 nucleotides. RefSeq lists its product as uncharacterized. Bases 7 to 1719 code for a protein of 570 amino acids. The transcript has 2 exons. Lineage: Eukaryota; Fungi; Ascomycota; Dothideomycetes; Pleosporales; Pleosporaceae. The record is from RefSeq and is a predicted model, not a curated record.
CUCUAGAUGGCUUCGCGAUCACGGAGCCGCCCAGGCAACGUGUCGUUUGCUUUUCCGACAAAGCGGAAAAAACUCGCGAAAUGGCUUCAAUCCCUUUAUUUUUCGAUCGGUCCCCGUGGCAAAGCGACAGAUUUCACAAAUGACACUAGCAGUGAAGAGGAAGACAUUGCCUCGAUCGAAGUCCGGAAUCCCACUGAUAACCAUCCACGUACGAGUAUGCGCCCACACGAGAGAAGAGAUGACCCACCUGUACGGCCUUCAGACAUGGAUCGCUAUGCCAACCUCCCACCACCUCCACCGCCCCCCCAAUAUGCUAUUUCACCCCAGAUACUGGAUGCGAUGCCAGCAAGGAAACCUGGCGUUCCGACGGAAGGAAUGCCAUCACGUGAAUUCUCCAAAAUUGAAAGACAACAUGAAGCACUGGUGAUAGAAAGGGAGGAUCUUAUGGGUUCUCGAUUUCAGAUGCAGAUGGAUAGACAGAAGAUAUCCGAGACACGGGAGAAAACCAGUAUCCAAGAAGGAUUAGUGAUGGAUCAGUUACGUACCUUCCUACAUAAGCACGCAAUCACCUUGCCCCAAGAUAUAGCGGAAACAUUUGAGCUGAUUGAUGCUUUUCGAGACCGGCUAGGUACACUAGAGGCCGAGUAUGAUGACACGGAACAAAACUACACGCUGAAGGAAUUAAAUUACUCUAGGAAAGAGUCAGAAUUCAUCGAAAAGUUGAAAAGCGUCCACUCAAACAACUCUCCUGUUUCUGGAACUGAGAAAAUUCCGGUAGAUCGGAGUGCCUUGCAAGUAACUCCCGCAACUGCGGAUAGCUGGGAAAUCGUAAACCAGAACAACCAAUUCGCCAAUUCGACUACACAAGAAGAAGCUCUACAACUAGCGUUGCAGCGUCAAGUGAACUCCAAUAUCCAAGAGGAUGACGACUCGUACACGGCAGACUUUCGUCUACUCUCAAACAAUGAACGUAUGGACACGUGGCUCGUUGAUAUUUUGUUUCAGCCCUAUCUACCGAUGAACUAUCCUGAAGACGAGGAACCUAUCAGUGGUCCGACACACGGGUCUCCGCUGAAAGAGAUCCCUGAAGGCUGGCGUUGUAUUUUUGCCUUUGGGGCGCAGUUCGAAAGUAAGAACUUGGAAGGUACCCAUGACAAAUCUCAAGAGCAAGACAUCACAGGAUCUAGUACUAUCUCUCUCUCACAUGAUUAUAUCGCAAUAAGGCGAGAGGAGACGCUUUCCGACAGAUUGCUAGGAGAUUGGACGGGAUUCCAGGGGGGACAAAACAUUAUUCAGAAGGUGCCGCAUCGGAAAUGCCCAUUCAGGAACAACAGCGAAGCCUAUGGUGCCACAGAUCUUGAAAUAUAUGGACCGUUCAUUAGCGAGAGAAGACCCCUAAAAAGGAGCUUCAGUAGCCCGUCGGCACCGCCUGGGCUGCAAGUCUUACGAACACGCAAGUCGUUUCACAGUUUUCCUCACAAUGUGGUAUUCCAGGAUCACCGCGACUCCAAAGUCAGUUCGCAAGGCACACUGAAAAGCGGGACCAGGCCAUUGAGAGUUUCUCGUACGAUAGACGCAUUGCCAGCCACGCGGUCUUGGGGGACUAUCAAGACUCUGAUCGAACCUCGAAUCCCCCAAAGCUUCAACCAUGGAGAUGAACAUCUCACACUAGAAAGAUGUGUUAUUCCCCAUCGAUUCCUCCAUCAUAAUGCUGGGUAGAAUUACCAAGAGACAGUCGAGUCGAGCCAAGGAAAAUCACCUGUCUGCC